Messenger RNA from Porites lobata, 6571 nucleotides. The record is from the annotation of a GenBank genome assembly. NCBI's taxonomy places the organism in Eukaryota, Metazoa, Cnidaria, Anthozoa, Scleractinia, Poritidae.
AUGGCUUCAGCGUUUCCGCCAUCAGCCAAACGGGCCCGAACAGCAGCUGAAGCCCCUUCAGUCAGGAAACAAGGCAAAGAAGUCAGCAUUCCAUGGGAUGAAAUCUGUCCAACCUUCAUAAGUGAGUGGUUGGAUACAUUUAGUAAGGCCAACAACACUACAAGAGACAUCCUGCUAGCCAGUGUCUUGCCAACUGUGGCAUGCUUGAUGGGGCCCUCAACCGUCAAGGUUGACUGUAGAAUACGUGCAGAAACUGUAAACCUCUACAUGAUCUGCUUGUGUGACCCCGGGGCAGGGAAGUCCCCUGCCUUUCAACACGGCUGUGCACAGCCGAUAAGGUUGCAUGUGGAGGCAAAAGAGGAUAACCCUUUAUUUGUCGAUGAAUUUACGGAAGCUGGGCUAUUCCGGCAGCUCAAAUCAACUCCUGGCCAUAAAGCCAUCAUUGGCAAGGAGGAAGCAUCCCAGUUUUUUGAACAGCUGCUGGGUGCUUCCAGGGAAAAGAGCCGCAUAGACAUGGAGCGCAUGAUCCAGUUAUAUGACGGAAGCACAUGGGUUUAUACACGAGGAGACAAGUCAGCACAUCAAGUCAUUGACAGCCCAGGGGUGUCAGUGAGUGGCUACAGCCAACCCAACCGCUUCUUUCCAAUCUAUGUGAAACUAAAGGAAAGGCAGGAUGGUGCAGUGGACAGGAUUCUUAUGUACCAGCCUUUGCCACAUCGUCUGGCAGCACGUGAAACUAGAGAUUUUAUCACCAAACUGAAUCAUUCUGAAGUGAAAGAUCUCAGGUAACUUUUUGUUUAUGGCAAGUUUUAAACAUAUGUUGAUGGAACAAUUUAACUGACCUGAAUGUUUUGGGUCCAUACAUGUAAGUAGGUGUACACUACAGAAAAAAUGUUAUAUAUAUAUAUAUAUAUAUAUAUAUUUAUAUAUAUAUAUUUAUAUAUAUAUAUAUACGUAUACUCGCUCUACUUUAUGUAUUGAGCACUGUUUUACGGAUUUCAAGUUCAAACCUCUUAUUUAUAUAUAUAUAUUUAUUUAUAUAUAUAUAUAUACAAUGAAGACAGCAACAGCUUACCAGGAUAGAAACUUUGUACUUUGUACUCUUUGGAGUUUCAGGUUAUUCUAGGACAAUAGGCAUGAGUUAUUUUGUCCCUAACAAUGUUAAUAUGAUUGUCCUGAAAGCUGGCAAGGGUUAGCCUAUUCACUCAUGGAAGUACAUACAAGUUACCUCCUUAAUACGGACACCAAAGGUACAGAGCUAAGUGUCCUUGUUACAGAGGUGUCCACAUUAUAGAGGUAGGGAGUGUAUGAUUUUUAGCAUUUCUGGGACCAAGAGAUCUGUCUGUAAAAGAUUGGUGUCCGUAUUAUAGAGGUGUCAGUAAGGAGAGGUUCGACUGUACAAAAAAUGUAAGAAGUAAGAAAAAAAUGUUUUUAAAUUUCAGGGCCAUGUAUUCUGCCAUAUACGAGUUUUCUCAUUCUGAAAAUGGCCCUGCAACAUACUCCCCAGACAGAGCGGGCAAUGCAAGGUAUGAGGAAUUCAUAGAUGGCAUCUCUGCCUCCCUGAACAGCCAGUGGGCAAGAAACAUCUGCCCAGAAGAUGUCUCCAAAGAUGAUAGACAUGUACUGCGGCUGGCAGCAGUUCUACAUGUUUUAUAUGACCAACUAACAAAAUUCCUUCAAGGACAAGAAAAAUCCCCACCAUCACAAGUUAUUAGCAGCACAACAAUUCAGAGGAGCAUUACACUGUGCAAAUACUUCACAGCACAGAGAAGAAUCCUUGACCAGGUAAGUGGUUGUUCAAUAAUUAAUUAUUGGACAAGGUUGAGCAAAAUAUCCUGAUUUGUCAGUGGUGAGCAGGUCAAUUAUUUGUCGAAGCCGAUGGCUGAGGCAAAGAAUUGAUCUGCGAGACACUGAAAAAUCAAGAUAUGUUGUGAAAACCGAGUUCAAUAAUAAUUGUUUUAUCAUUUGAUCAAUAAGUUUGUUUUUACUGUAAGUUUGUUUUUCGUGGACACAACUUUGCAUGAGCAGAAUAUUAUUUAUAGCUAAAUCAUCGUUGGACCCGUAUGCGCAUGAGAAGACCAUUAUUUGUAGGCAGUUAUUUGCAGGUCACGUGGUAGGCUCUGAGCCAAUGAAAAGGAUGGAAAAAAUGAAUCAAUUGAUUAUAAAAUUUAUGUGUGACUGCAUGGUUUAUGGAGGCACAAAUUAACCAACAGCAAAUGCUCUUAACACCAGUAACAGGGAUUAAGAAAAGGGAAACCAUUUUUUUGUAAUAAUACUGGAGUCUUGGAUUAAAUCGCCCAGGGUAAUGCCAAAGUAGUUCAAUACUUUCAGCAUCAACAAAAAUGAUAAAAUACAUUGUGUAGUUGGGCAAUAGUGUAGUUAAGCUAGGUGAUUUCACCAUGUUUCUUUUACAUGUUCAAAAAUAUUGUGAGAGAUAUAAACUCAAAGAAAAAACCAUUUUCUCUUUCAAGAAACUUCAUGUUUUCAUUGAAUUACAGUUGAAAAAUUCCGCCGAAUGAUAAUUUCUAUACUCCCAUUUCCUUGUUUUUCUUUGCCCUGUCCUAGUUUUAGGAACUUCCUAUGGAUGGUUCAAGAAAGUUGUAAUCCUUUAUUAAACAAGGCUGCAAAUAAUUUUUUUUAUAAGCACGUCAUUUGUCAGGUCAGAGACCAGAUGUGGCCUCACAAGGAAAUAGUAUGGUCAGACAAAAAAAUUCCAAGUGAAAGAGCAAAAUUAGGAGUUCAACAAUACAACCUAUUUCACUGCUUUAAUUGCACAAUAUGAAUCACAGACAGGAGCUAUAACAGUUGUAUCAGUUCACUUAUCAGUCUUCAAUGACUUCACACCUAAAAAGAGGGUGUCUAGAAAACGACGACCUAGAAAACGAAGACCUACGACCUAGAAAACGACGACCUAGAAAACAACGACCUAGAAAACGACGACCUAGAAAACGACGACCUAGAAAACUACGAUCUAGAAAACGACGACCUAGAAAACGACGACCUAGAAAACGACGACCUAGAAAACAACGACCUAGAAAACGAAGACCUAAAAAAAAACCGCGGGUGGCGGGGGCUUAGUAGAAAUGUGCGAAAUGCCCCAUCCCCGGACAAAACCAAAAUAGCAUAUUCAUAGCAAAUCUCAGUGUAAUCUUAUCAAACGUGCCAAACACUCACGCAAAUCGCUCAUAGCCGCCAGUUACCCGGGGCUGGUUAUAAGUAAUGCUAAGGUCAAUAGGUCUAAUUUGCACGUGCAGCACACUUUUUUGCACAUCGUAGUACGUGCAGACGAUUCUCUCAAAACCAAAAUUUCUUGGAUGCAUUUUGGGCGCUUUUCAUUCACCCAAAACUUAAGAAACUUUGGAAACAGCGGCAAUUGGUACAGCAUUUUCCCGGAAAAGUUCCCAGACUUCCGGAAACGUUUCCGAAAUGCGAACCAUGCGACAUUCGGGAGUAAAUUUGAAUGCGGAAAGAAACUCUUCCCGAUGAUAAUUUUCGAAAAUUUGGGUGUAUAUUGCGAAAAUGCUGUUCCAUUCGGUACUACAUGGAAGUUGCCGAAAAUUUAAACCAGACGUUUUGACUGAAUGGAAUGGCGCCCAUGCAAAGGUAACCAAAUUUGUUACCAAUUGUGCUCCCUUUGCGCGCGCGUGAGAGCUCCACUGAAAAAGUUUCUCAAGUCAAAUUUUCCUUUAGUAUGGUCAAUGAAGUAAUGAUUCAACCUGACUGACUACUGGAAGCAAAAGCUUUGCUUUGACCUAUUUAUUAUCCUGAUAUCAAUUUAAACAAAUUUCCAUCCAAUCUAAAUGACCUAAAUAAUAUACACUGCUUCACUGGCGCGUCGUUUAUAGCGGGAAGUUCAAGCCCACAUAAAUCAAACAGGAAAUAAAUCAGGCGUGCCGUUUUUGUGUUCACAGCUCAAUACCGUAAACAAACAGUUUAUAUUUUGAAAAUAAAGAAAGAAGGGCUUCAACAUUUUCUCGUACCUUUCCAUACAUGAAACGGCAGCAUACUGGUAACGAGAAUUGUGAAAUAUUAUGUGGGACACAAGGAAGGUUGACAUGUCAUCAGAUUUGAACUGUAUUUGAACUGUAAGAUUUGAAUCGUAUCAUCCUAGGAGUUUCUGUUUCCUCACAGGUCCGAUAGCGUGGUAUAUAUGCAGUGAGAUCUCCGGUAGAACUUUUGAAUUGUUCAGAAAUAAAUUAUUACAUCAUGUGAAAUAGAGAAAACGCCGCAGAGCAAAAUUAAAAAUUUCACUUCGGUUCAUCUUUAAUUCUUCCAUCACUUUCACGCAAUGCACAAUGCAAUGUCCAAGACAAAAUAAUAGCUCCUACGAAGACACUAGGCACUCUGUAACUGCUGUUUAAAAAUGCGAGAGACGGUUUUAUAAACCGCGUUAUGAAAACAACGCAAGAACAAUAGGUGUAGGUAUCUCGCCCGGCACAUGUAACGAAGGUUUACGUUAAUCAAUAAAUCAAUCGAGCAUCGCCGCCUAAACGUGAAAAUUUCCCAAAUUUUGACUUUUAGAAAUACUUCGUUCCCCAAACCUCCUUUUAUUAACACACUCCGGGAUCGCUUAUGAAACUAACCCGAUAUACUUUUAAUCAUAAACACUUUAUUGUCCACCUUCCCAGCCAGUUCUAGAUGGGGAGGGUGUUUCCUUAGGAACUGGUUAGCUCCAAUGACCACCAAGCUUUAAUAAUUAUUCGAUCUAAAAGAAAUACGUUUAUAAUUCGCAAUCAGAACAAACACAAAUCGUCUUAAUCUCGUAGCUAAAUUCAGAAAACUUCAAUGUUAACUUACUUCUGUGGCGGGUCGUUACAACAAUCGCACUUUACAGGUUAGCAAAUUCUUUUAACAGAUUCUUCAGGUUAGUGGAUUUAUAGACAGACUGUAAAUUAUUUUCUUUCUCACUUCGAUUCUACUGAAAAACUGGUUUGAAACACAAUAAGCUAAUUCAAUUCUUGUCAUCAAAUAAAUCUAUCCAAUAACAAACAGGCAACGCUUCUUUAGUAAACGAAACAGAGGGGAGACCUCGCGUACCUUGCAUUUCCAUUUCCACCGUUUUAUUCCUUGGCUUCAUACCCUUAGCCGGUACAAAUAAUAUUUACUAUUUUUCUGUAAUUUUCCUUCUUCGCCCACCUCUCACCCCUUCAUAAUUCCCUUCUAUCGUCCUCUUAUUUCCCGCCUUCUGUACCCCUCUAACCCCUUAAAUCCUUCGAGCUACCCCAUCCCUGUCGUCGUUUUCUAGGUCGUUGUUUUCUAGGUCGUCGUUUUCUAGGUCGUUGUUUUCUAGGUCGUCGUUUUCUAGGUCGUCGUUUUCUAGGUCGUCGUUUUCUAGGUUGUCGUUUUCUAGGUCGUUGUUUUCUAGGUCGUUGUUUUCUAGGUCGUCGUUUUCUAGGUCGUUGUUUUCUAGGUCGUCGUUUUCUAGGUCGUUGUUUUCUAGGUCGUCGUUUUCUAGGUCGUAAGUCUUCGUUUUCUAGGUCGUCGUUUUCUAGACACCCCCUAAAAAGACUCUCCUCAGAAGAUUCGUCUGACUCAUAAGCAACCACCAACGCAAUUUUCUCUCACACACUACAUGUUUUUCUGUGCAAAUGGAGCAAACAGCCGUUAUCGUUUACGCCAGGAAAAAAAUGUGUCAGACAUUUAGAUCCUGCUGAUUUGUCACAAACAUCAAACCAAUGUAAAAACUCACCCUUUUACUAGGUUUGUAUAUGCCCUUGGCGAACUAAAGCUUCCUAUUUUUGGCUUUGUGGGAUUGGAAUGUCUGUUUUAUGUACCAGUCAAAGUAAACCCCGACCUCCCCAACCCCAGGCUAAGGUUGGGAUUAGUUCUGGAUGGAAUGCAAAACCUAAUUUUUUCCCCUGGGCAACGUAAUUAAUUAAUGUUUGCACUCUCCGCGUAACAUGAAUGACAAAUUAUCAGUCAGUGCAAAAGUACCGGCAAUAAAAGAGAGGGAUGUAGUUCUUCAUGAUCUAAAAAAUAUAAAGAAACAUGGGAGUGAAAAAAUACAAGGAAAGCAGCCAAUAAAAUCCCUUUCUUACUUUAUUUGCUUUUUAUUUCGUGAUGUUCACUUUACUGAUUGAAUACCUUAGUUUAUGCAUACAUGUAAAUCAGAAAACCAAGAUCCCUCAGGAACACUCAUGCCUAUUAUGUUUUGCAGCUUGUCUCCUCUGAUUCAGAGACCGCCCCAGCUGACAACUACGAAAGGCAAAGGCGCAUCCUCCUAUGUAAAGGGCCUUUUGUAUCAACACGUCUGGCCCAGCGCAAUUUUAGUGGGAAUGCAAGGCCAUCUGCUGCUGUUUUAAGUGACACCAUGCAAAUUUUGGCAACAGACGGCUUUGGCACAGUCAAAACCAUUGAAAGAAGCACCGUCUUCUUCAAGAAGCUUCCGGCGGAUCUCAGCGAUGAUGUCUUGGCCAUGUAUGAGGUGCCUCGGGAAAGGUACCUCCUCGCCUUUAAUGAGCGUGCAGACAAGUCCAUCAUCAAUAAGGAUUUAUUCAACAGAUUUCUCACCCACUCACCGCAUGAAGACCGCUUAAAGAACGAGCACGGUAUCACACCAGAGGACGACUAG